AAGUGUACGUAGAAUAUCUUUUUGUGCAAAAGUCACAUGACGACGCCCAUGACCUUUCUGUCUGUUGCCAUCGUAACUGCAUAGCAAAUGUCUGAGAAGAAUUUUGUUCAUCAAGAUGUCUUCCCAUUUCAGUGCUAAUCAGUAUGAAACUGCUUUCAGUCCAAAGAGACUUCAGAACUAUGAAGUACCAGCCAAGCACAAAGAGCGUCCUUCUUUGAGACGAGGCAAGACGACCAUCAUCAGUAACAAUCGAGGUCACCUCAACAGCUCAGUUCGACCAUCCACCGCUCCGCCCUGGAGCUCAUUCGUAGGAACGUGGCAAACAGAACGAAAACCUCUCAACAUUACGACUAAGUCAAAGCUUUUCAGAAACUUGGAGCAGUAUGGUCGAGACUCUAAACAGAGUACAAGGGCAUUCAGUGCUCGUUCAGCUUCUGUCCGUAGCAAUAGGGCACAGAUUCAAGACAAUUCUGAUGCUGUAUCGCCCAUCCCCGGCAACGUUCAGACAAUGGAACUAGAAUCCCAACUCAGAACUGAAGUGAGAUCACCUAGUAAUGCCAGUUCUAGGCCUGCAACUGUUAGUUCGAUUCGAUCGUCAGUACAAGGGUCUCGAACGAGUUCUCCAGCUGGUUCAUUGCGAUCCCCUACACCCUCCGAGUGUUCCAGAGCCUCGAGUGCAUUAGAAAGUGUGGCUAUUGCAUCACUUCCAUCGACAGCAGAGAAGGAUGUUCGGUCUCCAUCAAAUAAAAUUGAUAGUUCAAGGCCACAGUCUCCCCUUCUGUCUACUGCUGCACAGUCAAGACUACACACAUCACAGAACUGUGAUACAGAAACUUAGAUUUAUAGAAUGAAUCCCUUAUAGCAUGCGUAUGUUCUAUUUUUAGAGUUCAUUUGUACGAAAUGUGAUAUGUUUCUGUGUGGCUGCAUGGGAAUUUGUACGUCUCUUAAA
Halichondria panicea is the source of this 949-nucleotide messenger RNA. RefSeq names its product protein Flattop homolog. The transcript has 3 exons. The coding region runs from base 116 to 838 and encodes 240 amino acids. The record is from RefSeq and is a predicted model, not a curated record. Gene Ontology annotation, cellular component: ciliary basal body. NCBI's taxonomy places the organism in Eukaryota, Metazoa, Porifera, Demospongiae, Suberitida, Halichondriidae. Gene Ontology annotation, biological process: cilium organization.